GGAGGGAAGGGGGCGGGCGUUCCGUGUUUCUGGGACUGGAGGGUGGGGGGGAGACGAGGAGGGGGUCCGUCAGCCCCCUCACCCUCCCUUUCUGCCAUGCCCGGAUCAUGAGCGCCGCCCCAGAAGGGGCAGAAGGAAUGCUCUGGGCUGGGGCAUACCCUGAAGGGCCGAAACUGGAGAGGCAGAAAGACAUCGCUAGGGACCCAGACUCCAUUCAGUCCAUCCCUCCUGGUCCCACUGGCCGGGUUCGAUACACCCUAUACAACGCCCUUUCUACUCCAAGCAAUGCCCGAGAGACUUAUCUGCCUCCCUGUAUCACUGAUUUUGGCUGCUCUUCUCCGGGGUACAUUGCUGCACCUCCCAAUAUGGGCAGGGGUAUGGAGCUGCACUUACCCUAUGCCUUAGGCGGCUAUGUCCCCGGGGAGACCCGCCAGGGACCAAGUGAGCGAAAUUCCUUGGACCGUUGUGGAGACGGCCAAACUUUUGAAUGGAUGAAAAUCAAGAGGAGUCCGUCCAGAGCAGAUAAAGAAAACAAUUCACCCAACUGUGGAAGGGGAAGGUCGGGGAAGAGAACCUAUAGGAAGCUAAUGAGGCUGUGGCCGCGGCCCGCAGCGAAGCCUGGAGGGGACAGCUCUUCUGGGGAGCCUGAGGUGGCGGCGGCGGCGGCAGCAGCAGCAGCAGCGGCGGGCAGUCCCCGGACCAGCUUCUCCACUAAACAGCUGACUGAGCUGGAGAAGGAGUUUCACCUUCAGCAUUACUUGCCCAAGGCCCGCAGGGCAGAGAUGGCAUCCGCACUUCAGCUUAGCGAGACUCAGGUCAAGAUCUGGUUCCAGAACCGGAGGAUGAAGCAAAAGAAGAGGGAGAAGGAGGGACUGGGUGGGGGCUGGGUUCCCUCUGAUGCCCCUUCCCUGGUUUACUCGGACAGCACAGUGCUGUCCCUCACUCCCAUGCUCUGACUCUCUUAAGUACCACUACCCCCUCUCCAUAAGUGAUCGGGGCGUGUGUGUGUGUGUGUGUGUGUGUGUGUGUGUGUGUGUGUGUGUGUGCGCGCGCGCGCGCUCAGAGCAGGGUGUGCCUCGGUGGGCUGGAAGCCUGGAUGGCCCUGGCUUCUGUUUUUAAAAUCUCACCAAGACUACUGGGGAGGUAAGGAUAGAUUAGCCAAAUUGCUGAAAUUAAUACACCCCUGAAACAAAUAGUCCUCUCCGCCUCCUUGAUCAAGGCCGUACCCAUCCAAAUUAAGAGUUUUCUGACACCAUAGAAUAAAAAACAGUUUUGUAUUUGGCUCAGGUAGAACUGUUUUUAAAAUCCUGAAGAAUCCAAGAAUGUGUGUGUGUGUGUGUGUGUGUGUGUGUGUGUGUGUGUGUGUGUGCGCGCGCGCGCGCGCAGUGUAGGGUGAGGGGUGGGGGUGGGGAGUAGCAAUGAGAACCUUGUAAUUAAUGGAGGAAAGGAAAGUAUCUAAUCUAGGAACUGGAGCCUAAGUAUCUGUAUUCCACUAAACACAAUUAUUUGCAACAUGGCUUUCCAUUCAGCCUCUCCAAAUAUAUUGAUGCCUAGUUUGCUAUACAAAAUAUUUACUGGGUAUCCAAUCAUCUCCAUAUGAAAUGUAUUUUCUCUGAUGGUGAACCAAUGCCAGAAAAUGCCCCGGCUUAUUAUGAUGCAUGAUUUAUCAGAGGGCCUGUCUUGUGUUCACUCUCCCCAGCUUACCUUCUGCAUUCCCAGAACUGUCCAGGCUCCAGCACUGCCUCCUCCACUCCCCCCCCCCCCAAACUCCAGCUACUCUAGUUGCCUAACCUUUCUAAGAAAGAACUUGUUCACUCACUCAUAAAUAACCUCAUCACCCAGCCCCAAACUGAAGCCCCAUUAUUUAUUUUCAUGUUCCAAGAGGCUUUUCUAUGUGGCCUCUGGGCAGGAUGAAACAGACGCUACCUAUUAAGAAUUAAUUACACAGACUGCAAAUAUUGGGAUUGGAGAGAGCUGAGUGGAAGGAUUGGGAAGCUCUGGUAAUCAGGAGAAGGGUGAAUAGGACUGUUUGUUGUAAUCAUUGGCAUUAUACUUGCUUCUCUGUCACCUUUUUAUCCUAUCUCCACUCCUCAAUUUAGCCCAGGAAAUCCUUCUCCAUCAUAAUCUAGCCAAUGUAGGCUAUCACACAUAUGGCCUGGUAGUACCCAGAGUACUAUGUCUAGUACAGUUGGGAUACUGCACUAUAUCUGGGGCUCAGUGGGGACUUGAGAGCAGACAGCAGUGCCAGACUUAUUUCCACAUUUCAGAUGCAUUUCAUGGACUCUUUUUCUUGAAAAGGGACAGACAAAUCAAUUCAGUGCUUUGAAAGUCAUUUCUAAGAAAAUAUUCAAUGUAGCAGGGAAGAUGGUUAUCCACAGGCCUGAAAUAGAGAUCAAACAUCCCAAUAUCCAUGCUUCUCUGUUAGAGUUCCCUCCCUAUUCCUAUUUGGAGACCUGGGAAGCUGCUUGAAAAUUCCCUGCUGAGGAGGACCCCAAACCCAAAUCAAGGCAAUGCUGCUAAUUUGGCACAGGCGGUUCCAUUUUUUGAGCUCUGAGAUUGGGAUGUGGUGAUGUUUGCUCCUCACCCCUAUCCCUUGGUGCUGCUAAUAGAAUGUUAUGAUUUCCUAACUCUGAAAGACUAACCAGGAACGAAUUCAAAUUCUCUGCAAGGAAAAGGACAAAAGCCGUUGCAUUCCAACUUGCUCACAGAUCUGUUUUGAAAUUUUGAUUCAAAAUUGCAACCAUAAUUUCCUAAUUGGUCUAAAAUAGGCAUUUCCUAUUUGGGCCAGAUCCCCAAAUAUCCCACAGUGGUAGGUAAAGAAUACUCCAAAAGGAUUUCUUCCCCUCUUCACCAGAGUCAAACCAGUAGAGAUUUGAGAGUUUAAGAGCAGAGAUUUUCAAAAUGUAGAAAUCAUGUCUACCUCAUUUUUUUAUGACUAUCAAAAGU
Messenger RNA from Dromiciops gliroides (monito del monte), 2946 nucleotides. Its product is annotated as homeobox protein Hox-B3a-like. The coding region runs from base 108 to 956 and encodes 282 amino acids. Gene Ontology annotation, molecular function: DNA-binding transcription factor activity, RNA polymerase II-specific; RNA polymerase II cis-regulatory region sequence-specific DNA binding. NCBI's taxonomy places the organism in Eukaryota, Metazoa, Chordata, Mammalia, Microbiotheria, Microbiotheriidae. The record is from RefSeq and is a predicted model, not a curated record. Gene Ontology annotation, biological process: regulation of transcription by RNA polymerase II. The transcript has 3 exons. Gene Ontology annotation, cellular component: nucleus.